GAUGCUGUUGUGAUGUGAUGCUGUGAUGUGGAUGUGAUUCAUCAUCGUCGUCGUGUGCGCAUACAUACUUCUGCAGGACACCAAGAGCACCGGAAACAGAGCCACAGCCAUGUCUGACCUGAACACGAGCGGAGAGACCGACCCACCAGUGUGGGAGGAGCAUGCCAAGGAGUGCAAUGCCUGCUGCAAGUCGUUCACAAUGACGCGUCGCAAGCACCACUGCCGCGCUUGUGGUCGUACCUUCUGCCAAACGUGCAGCCACCACAAGGAUGUGCUGCCUGCGCAAUAUGGCCUUGAAGGUCCCCAGCGGACAUGCGACACCUGUCACCUCACACUCCAACAGCUGCGCAUCGACGAGAACCCGGAUGAGCAUCCCCCAAAACCAGAUCCCGUCGCCGUCAAGCAGGAGCUCUUGGAGAAGCUCAAGCCUCUCCUGCAGGAGCCUGAGGACACGUGGAUCCGCAAAGUGGAUAAGAACGGCGUGACGAUUGACGUGAAGAAGCUUGCCAACAGCAACCUCGUGUGUGUUCGCGCCAGCUACGACGUCCGCGCCCCGCUCGCGAAGGUUGUUCACGUCUUCAACGACAAAGAUGCGUGGAAGAAGACGCAGCCGGACAUGCUCAAGUGCAACACGCUCGAGACAAUUGACGACAACUCGGAGUAUCUCUACGUCCUCUACAACGUCCCUGUCAUGGACAACCGCGACGUCGUCGCUUUCACGACCAUCUGCGAAGGAUCUGUUGAGGACCCGUCCAACACAGAGGAGCGCGUCCUCCUCACCACUUCCGUUCUCCACCCGCUCGCAACCAAAGUGAAGAAGACGGUGCGUGCGCGCGUGAACAUUGGCUACACGCGUUUCACCUACCGCAAGGCCGAGGAUGGAUCCCACAUCACCACCGUCACCUCCAUUCAGCACACGGACCCACGGGGCAUGAUUCCGCCAAAGCUUGUCAACGCGACCAUCUCGCGCGCAGGGGACCAGCUGCGGACAAUGAUCAAGUACAUGGAGACGGAGGAUGUGGAGUACGCAGAGGUGGCCAAGGGCGCAGGCAACCCGGUCUUCCCCAAGGACACACAGCCUGUGGCUGAGGAAGGGCCAUCCAAGCCAAAGGCACAGGUGGCUGUCGUCUAGUUAGGCGAGACAGGUGCUGCGAGUUUGCUUCUCAUUUUGUUCGUUCGUGCGACUGUUUUCGGUUGUGGUGGUAAUGCGUGCUGUCUGGGCUCGGCCUUUGCUUGUGUGCGUUGUGAUAUGCGGUGCGGGAAUGCGUGGUAUGGCUGCAUUAUGCACAUGUGUGCGCGUGCGGUGAUGGGCGUGAGUGUUGGCACACGUACAUCGCUGGCAGUGCUCCCCUGCACUCCGUCUUGCUCCACACAACGAGCCCCUGCUUGGUCGUCGCUCUUUUGUUCUCCUAAGUUCAGAUGUUUGUUCGCUGCCUCUGUGUGCGUGUGCGUGUGCAUGUAUUCGCUGUGCAUGUGUUCCCUGUGCAAGUGUGCGUGUGCGUGUGUUUGCCACCGCCGCCGCCACAGGACCGUGCGCUUGCCUGGUUGUUAGCGUGAUUGUGGUGUUUGUCUUCAGAUUUUCUCGCUUGAACACUCGGGUUUGAAAGAAUAAAAACUGAAAUGCAA
Messenger RNA from Salpingoeca rosetta, 1626 nucleotides. RefSeq lists its product as uncharacterized. Gene Ontology annotation, molecular function: phosphatidylinositol-3-phosphate binding; metal ion binding; ubiquitin binding. Gene Ontology annotation, biological process: protein targeting to vacuole; protein transport to vacuole involved in ubiquitin-dependent protein catabolic process via the multivesicular body sorting pathway. The record is from RefSeq and is a predicted model, not a curated record. Gene Ontology annotation, cellular component: ESCRT-0 complex. Bases 110 to 1132 code for a protein of 340 amino acids. The transcript is spliced from 10 exons. NCBI's taxonomy places the organism in Eukaryota, Choanoflagellata, Craspedida, Salpingoecidae.